ACCCAGCUAACACGCAGUAUAGAUGCUGCUCCUGAAGAUUUCAAUUUGAAUUAUGUUGCUUUGUAUCACCAGUUACACGGACUCAAGGUAUCUGUUGAUGGGGCACAGAAUCUUCCAUGGUCAAGUUUUACCUUUGCGACGUACUGUCUGUCACCCCCAGGAUCUUUCUAUAAGGGUGACCAAUCAGAUCCAUUAACCUAUUCAAGUCAACUAGUUUAUUCUAGUGAUGUGAGUUCACCCGUAUGGCUUGAUGGGAUGAAAGCUUUUCCUCGUCGCUUAUACCAUCAAUUCCUAGUACUCGUCGUACAUCUGCACGAGGUAACAGUUGACUUUUCCCAACACCAAGAGGUUUAUGGUCUGAAGGGACAGGCUUGGACGGUUAUACAAGUGUUCAAUGAAGGAUACGUCUUGAAUGGAUCUUAUCAGCUGCCGCUUUACCAAGGAGAACCUUCUGAGUCCAUACUGGAUGCUUUACAAAAUGAUUAUUGUCACGAUGUUAUGGCUGCUUUCCGUCGAAACCAAAAGAUAAAAUUCCUUGAAGGAGCGUCAGUCUUUCUUCGCCUGUCAGACUCGCGGAGAGAAGAGGAGCUUCCCAAACCAAUGUCGCAAGUUAUACAAGACUACAUCCCCAAGGAAAGACUCGAUAGAUACACAGUGUUAAAUCCAUCAAAUCCAUUAUCUUCCAUUUUGCCUGCCGGGGUCGAUGAAGACGAGUUUUGUUAUAGUCUGCCUGACAAGUUUAAAGAGAUGAUGAAACACAUCUUUGCGAAAACGGUUUCAGAACCCAGUCAAAACCAAACAUAGAUUGGUUAAAAGCUACGAUGGUACAGUGACACAAUAGAUGACUUCUCUUAUCAAGCUGAAACAGCCUAAAAGACUUGCACUGGCCUCUUUUUGGCCCUUUUGGCCCCUUUCAAUACUACGAGGUAUCUUUGAUGUGAGACUAACAGGAAAAUGCAAAAGAAGUCGACCUUUUUCUUUAUUGAAUUUGUGGCAUUUCUUUUGUAUUGUCUUUUUAAAUUGCCACCAAAGUCGCAUCAAAGUUAAAAGUAAAAGGGGUUUUAAUAUAACAUUCUUAUGUUGUAACGUAACUAGUACACAUUGCAUCCAACGAUUUUUUCCAUUCAUGGAGAGUCGGUUAAAUAAUUUAGAUAGUAAAACUUGAAUUAAUUCUUGGUAAAACUUCGAACUGGAAUUCAGUUGAAAUGGUUGCCGAAUACUAAUAUAUUUUUAUGACAUUAACCUGAAAGUAUGUGUAUGAAGGGAAUGUGUGCAGAGACAGGGAAUUCCAGGUAAAAACUCACGACCUUUCGUGUUCUAGUCGGACGCUUUAACCACUGAGCUACUGGGAACUCGAAUGGUGAGCAAGACAAAUGGACUGCAUCGUGCAGUCACUGUAAUGCGAACGCACUAAAUUAAUUGUAUCGCGCUGUCACGUAAGACAAAGUCUCUAAUAAUAAUUGUGAGUAUGAAGGAAAUGUGUGCGGAAGCAGGAAACCCAAAAAAAUAUCCAGAUGGGAACCUGAAAGAAAGAAAACAAAAUCUUUUAAAACGUGCAAUGUAAAUAACUGUAGAAACUUCGACCAUAUGUAGUAGCGAAAUGGACUUUUUCGACAAUGCGGCGGCCAUCUUGGAUCGCAAAGCAUUAUUGAUCGUACAGGGAACAAAUAUACAAAGCUGUGUUACAGCAAUGACGUCGAUUGACAUUUCACAUAAUUUGAAAAAGUUGAAUCAAAAAAUAGUCAGUUCCGCACUGACUGAUUUCUCAAAGAUAGUGGAGUCGUAAUUUCAGCAUCUUUGGAUUUUUUUUCGAGUGACCCAUAAUGCGUUGCGAUUCAAGAUGGCCGCUGCAUCGUCGAACUAGCCGUGGAGCUACAACAUUGAAUUAUUUGUCUCGGUAUAAUAAUAUAUUAUAAUUUAUUUAUAUUUAAUACGCAAAUUUUCUCUGGUGUAUUUGUUUUUGUGUCAUGAAUGUUCUGGUUGAGUGAUAGCAAAUAUUGGUCACUAAAUAGUACUAUUUGUCAGUAUCAACUUUGUUUUUAUUUCAUGGUUUUACUGCAUGCGCUCUACCACAGAGGAAACUAAUGGUAGGCAAGAUAAUGGAAGAGAAAUAAUGGAAGAUUUCACAUGUAA
Actinia tenebrosa (Australian red waratah sea anemone) is the source of this 2133-nucleotide messenger RNA. RefSeq lists its product as uncharacterized. Lineage: Eukaryota; Metazoa; Cnidaria; Anthozoa; Actiniaria; Actiniidae. The record is from RefSeq and is a predicted model, not a curated record.